Messenger RNA from Bursaphelenchus xylophilus (pine wood nematode), 5926 nucleotides. The record is from the annotation of a GenBank genome assembly. NCBI's taxonomy places the organism in Eukaryota, Metazoa, Nematoda, Chromadorea, Rhabditida, Aphelenchoididae.
AUGAGAAGAAUUGUUUUAUUUUCUCUGUUCUUAUGUUAUUCUUACGCUUUCUUCGGAUCAACACCAGAUGAGGGCGAUUACCGACAUCUGUACCCAGAAUUGUGCAUCGCCUACAAGGUUAACAACCCAAUCUCGACAUCUUAUUCUUUGGGUUGGCUCGAAAACGUGAGAUAUCCAAAAGAUCGCACAAAGGUUUUAAUUCAAGUAGAUGAACAAGAUAAGGAGUUGUUUAAGCAGUAAGCAAACGACCGUUAGAUAAGCUGUUUUAGAUGGACCGCCGAUUUCAAGGCGUUAUAUUCAUAUGUGGCCACAGAGAUUGUUGACCCCAAUUUUUUGGAUCAGGGUUUGAAGUUCGGAAGGAGGUUUAAAUGUGGAUAUCUGUUGAUUACAAAUACAGAUAUAUUCCUGAGUGAGAAUUCGGUCAAAGAUUUGAUAUCCCUGAAGCAAGUUGUGGUGUCUGGUUUGAUGAAAGAUCCCUUUUCGCUGCAUUCUAAUGGCAAAGGAUUGGUCGAUUCUUCUCAUCUCACCGGAAAUAAAAUCGAACUUUUAAGAGUAGGUAUCUAAAGUAAUGUAGACAAAGAUUACAGGUCUAUUAUGCCAAUCCUCCAUUGCUGAUCGACCUCAAACACAAGGAUUCGUCUUAUUUAACAUUUGAUGAGCAAAAUUUGAGGGAGAAAGUCGGUUCCAAGAGUCCAGUCGAGAUCUUUGCCUUCUCCGCCUACAAGAUGGACAUCCCCAUUUAUCUGGAUAAUCACUUCUUCUAUGGAUAUUUCAUUGAUUCCACGAAGUUCUCCAAAGUCGAAUUUGCUCAAAAGGUAGGGGUAACUACAGGGUCCAGAGAAAUGUGGGUUUCUGGUGAAGGUGGUGGCUAACAUAAAAAUAAGCAAAUAUCUUCUUUUCAACUAUCUAAAAUCAUAAUAAAGCGUUUAAGAUUGGUGUGUUCACCAAAACGUGCCGCAAAAGUCUCCGCCGAAUGCACUGUUGUCCGCACUGGCGGAUAAAAUUAUUUUUUGGCCAAGAAGGCCGCUCAUCUUCUUUCCCCUGCAAAAAGAAUUGUUCGGAUAUCUUGACUGCGCCCCAUAAAUCGACAAAACGGCACUUUUCUCUGGACACCUUGUAUAUCUAACAUGAUAAAUAUGUUUCAGUUAUCUUCUUUUGAAUACCAACUAUGGGUGAACAAUAAUCCGGUCUUAUACUCCAACUCGAUUGAUCCUUGGCAGCCAACUCAACAUACAUUUGGUUUUGAUAAGAUUUAUGUAAUCAAUUUGAAAAGACGACCGGAAAGGCGGAGAAGAAUCGAAAAGGGAUUGACGAUGCUGGGAAUCGAGUAUAAUAUAUUCGAAGCAGUCGAUGGGAUGUCUCUGGGUGAGAAGGAGAUGGAGGGCAUUAGAAUUAUGCCCGGAUAUCUAGACCCUUUUCACAAAAGGCCACUCAAAAGGGGAGAGAUUGGAUGUUUCUUGAGUCACUACCAUAUAUGGAAGGAGGUGGUCGAUAAUGGGUACAGUAGAGUAAUCGUAUUCGAAGAUGACAUCAAGUUGUCUGAGAACGCGACAACCAUUUUGAGGGAAUUUGUGGAAGAUACCAUGAAGACACAGGCUGAAUGGGAUUUUGUUUAUCUCGGACGGAAGAAAAACGACGCCAAGAAACAGGAAUUUUACGUUUCUGGUCAGUUUAACUUGAUAUUUCAUCUAACUAGAUGGUUGUAUUUUAGGUCACAGAUAUUUAAGUACAGUGACGUACUCUUAUUGGACCGUUGGAUAUGCUCUUUCGUUAUCCGGAGCUCGGAAAUUAAUAGAAUCGAAGCCAUUGGAGAACCUACUGGCUCUGGAUGAAUACCUCCCCAUCAUGUAUAACGACCAUCCGAACCCAGAAUGGGCGAAUUAUUUCCCCAUUAGAGAUCUAAAGGCAUUUACCCUCUAUCCACUGGUCGUCCAUCCGGAUAAAUAUUUGAAUGAACCUGGAUAUCUGAGUGAUACGGAGAACUCGACCUUGGUGGAAGAUGAGACGACGACCAAGAUCUUUAAACAUGUAGGAGUUAAUGUGCAACAGAAGUCAGAACUUUAAUUUAUUUGAGUUAAUAAACUGUUUGUUUAUAUUAGCAAAGGCCGCAAAUUAGGGCAUAUAAAUAAUGAAAGGGAUCACAGGUCACUUGACAUUCUAUCUCGCGAUCUGAAAUUUCAUUUCGUUUUGACCCUGAAGGCAUCUGAUGACUAGAGAAUUUAUUAUUUUACUUAUCUUCCUAGGACUGAAACUUUCAUCAUCCUGUUCAUGGGAUGUAAGUAAAGCAAGGAAAGAUUACUGUAAAUAAACAAGUUGCAGAACUGUCCCAAGUACGAGAAUGACAAUGAAAACUCAAUUCAUGUUCAUAUUGUAAGUACUUAGAUUUAUUUAUACGUAUGUGAUAUCAUCCAGAUACCUCACACUCACGAUGACAUGGGAUGGAUAAAAACUGUCGAUGAUUAUUACACUGGAGGUAUUUGGUCGUAUAUCUUAAUUGAAUAGAUUUUAGCUAAAAAACGACUGGUCAAUGUGGGAGUUCAGUUUAUUUUCGAUUCAGUCAUUGAUGAACUGAGUAAAGACAAAGAAAAGAGGUUUGUUUUUGCUGAAGUCGGAUUCUUGAUCAGAUGGAUCCAUCAGCACAAAUCCGACUCCAAAAGAAUUGAACUAUUCAAAAAGUUGGUUCUGGAUGGUAAGUCAUCCAAAAGUUUACUUUUUGAAUAAAUUUUGGGCUUCCAAUAAACUUUGUGACAUUCCGCAGCUUGUGACAUUAAGUUCAUUUUUGCAGAUUAUUUUUUUCUGAAUUAUUUUAGGCCAGAUCGAAUUGAUUGGAGGAGGUUGGGUGCAACCAGAUGAGGCUUCUUCUCAUUACAUUGACCUCAUUGACCAGUAUUCCCUGGGGUUAUCUUAUCUUAAUCAAACUUUUGGGGCUUGUGGGAAACCAAAAGUGGCCUGGCAAAUCGAUCCCUUUGGCCAUAGUCGGGAACAUGCAAAUAUCUUGGCCCAGGUGAGUUGAUUCUCGGAUUAAUGCUUAUUUAUCUUAUUGUUGUAUAAUUUUAGAUGGGAUAUGAAGCUCUUUUCCUGGGACGGAUGCAUUUCAAUGAAUUGGAGGAGAGACAUAAAAAUAAGAGCAUGGAGUUUGUUUGGGCGGGAUCUGAUGAUCAAAGUAGGAAUACCUGAUGCUAACAAUCCUUCUAGAAACAAAUAUCUUCACCGGUGGAUUCUACACCAACUCUUAUGCCCCUCCUCAGAACUUUUGUUUCGAUCAGCUGUGUGCUGAUGAUCCGGUCGUCGCUGAUCCCACGUUAGAUGGCUAUAAUCUCCCUCAGAUGGCUGACAGUUUUAUCAAAAUGGUUAGAGAAAGGUCCUCAGUUUUGAGGCACAAUCAGUUGUUGUUGUUGAUGGGAGGCGAUUUCCAAUAUUCAAACGCUAAUAUGUACUUUGCACAGAUGGAUUUACUGUUCAAGGAGAUCAACAGACAGGUAUCUGGAACUCCUUGUGUAGUUUUGUAUCGUUUUUAGACCCCCACCCACAACAUUACAGUAAAAUAUUCUACUCCAUCUUGUUAUAUGAGAUCGUUGAGACGACUUUAUUUUCAAGUUCCCACCAAAUCCAAUGACUUCUUCCCUUAUGCCAGCUCCGAGCAUCAAUAUUGGACUGGAUAUUACACUAGUAAACCUGCCUUGAAGGGUCUGGUCAGAAAAGUUUCCAAUUUCCUUCAAGUGAGUACAGUAAUCGUAGGUUGUAAAUCUUAUAUAGUUAGUCCGAACACUCCGCGUAGCUGCUUCACUGAGUUCUGCUGAGCAUUUUGCUGAUGAAGACAAGAUUGAGAGAGCUUUGGGAUUAACACAACAUCAUGAUGCUGUUACGUAAGUCAACUUUUGUUGCUUUCACAAUUACAGUGGAACUUCCAAAGAAGCGGUGACUGUGGAUUACGAGAAAAGAUUGUUGGAAGCCAUGCAGAUCGUUGAAGUAUGUUUCAGUCAUGCUUAAAAUCGGUUAUCUUCUUUUAGGAGAUCACUGACCGAGCUUUCCGUUUCCUUUCCAAAGUCCAUCAUGAUAUUAAACUCAGUUUUUGUCCCUUGAUCAACGAAACUGUUUGCGAUGUGACAAAGUAAGUGUUUUAUUUUGAUAAUUCCAAUUACAGCUCUGAGAGUGUGGCCAUUACUUUCUUUAAUUCCAAUUCGAGACAACUCGAUGAGGUAAUUGAGAUCCCUUAUUAUGCCCGAUCAGCUUUGGUUCAAGACAACAAAUUGAAUGAAGUUCAUUCAGAAGUAAGUUGUCUUUAGCUAUGAUAAUUACAAUUAGAUUACCAAGAGUUUCCGAGUCUCCAGCCAACUCCAGAACCCGGAUUCAGCCCCAUUUAAAAUAAGUUUCCCCAUCUCGGUCCCAGCUCUUGGAUUUAAAACUUAUUUUAUAACCAAGUUAAAGACAAAGUAAGUAAUUUUUGGAAAAAAUAGUAUAUUAUAUUUUAGGAACAACUACAUUACUCGUAAGAAUCUGAUCAAGACCAAGUAUCGGAAAGCAAAUGAAUCCAUUACUAUCGAGAAUGAAUUCAUUAAACUGGACUUUAAUCAAGAUGGACUAGUUCAGAACUUGACCAAUGUCAGAGAAAACAUUACUUCUACGUUUAUCCAGGAAUUCUUUUUUUAUCACGGAGAUGGACUAAAUAACACUGAGGCCAGAAGUGGGGCCUAUAUCUUCCGACCGAAUGGAACAGAACCUUUUAAUUUCCCUCAACCCAUGCAAAUCGAGUAUUACAAAGUAAGGAAAGAUAACAGUACCGCUAACGUUACAGGGAGACCUAGUACAAGAAGUUCGUCAAGUGGUGUCUCCUUGGAUAAGUCAAGUAAUCAGACUCAAAAAGGGAGAGAAAUUCGUGGAGUUCGAAUAUACAGUAGGCCCGUUGCCUAAAGAAGAGACGUAAGAUUAUUAUCAGUAAUAUUACUAAUUUUUUUCAGAGAUCCUAUUACUAAAGAAGUUGUUACUCGUUAUUCAACCAAUGUCAAGAACGAUCAGACUUUUUACACAGAUUCUAAUGGACGACAGUUAAUGAAGAGGAAGUAAGGUUGUUAUUACUGUUUGAGAGUACCUUUAGCGUCAACAAAUCCCCAACAUUCACUCGGAAUAUCACAGAACCUGUUAGUGGUAAUUAUUAUCCGAUUACAAGUCAGAUUAUGGUAAAAGACAGUAAACUCCAACUUUCAAUCUUAACAGACAGAGCUCAAGGGGGGUCUUCGUUAAAGGAUGGAAGUGUAGAAGUUAUGGUAAACAUGGCCAGACAGCCGUAAUCUCAAUUUAGAUCCAUCGGAGAGCUUUUGUGGAUGAUGGUUGGGGAGUGGAAGAAGCCCUGGAUGAACCCGGUCUGGAUGGCCGAGGUCUUAUCAUCAGAGGAAUCCAUCGAGUCCAAUUGGCCGAGCCAUCCAAAGCAGAGACUCGACUCAAAGCCCAAGAUGUAUAUCAUCGGCCUCUCCUCGCCCUGGCCCCUAUCCAAUCUGCUGAUGGCUAUCAAAAAACGACGGUGACUGAAGUGAGCUUUUAUGUAAAUUAGUAGCUGUUUACAUUACUUUAUUAUGUAAUCCUUUCCGCGUAUUACAUUUUCAGUUUUGUCUGCUGGCCGCGGAACUCCCGGUUCAAGUACAAAUAAUCACCUUGAAGGCAUUAGAGAGCAAGAGGAUCUUACUCCGUCUCGAACACAUCUACCAAGGUACAGAUGAUGGCUACUUAUCACAGCCUGUCCGAGUUAAUCUCUCUGUAAGUAGUAGCAAGUGACCAAAUCCCUCUUCUUUUCCAGAAAUUAUUCAAAUUCAAAAUAACAAACAUCGAAGAGAGGGAUUUGUCGGGAUUGGUUGCCCUGAAGGCAUUCAUGGAUUCGGAGGUUUCAUUGUCCCCAAUGCAAAUACGCACAUUCUACUUGACUCUUGAAUAA